Molecule: messenger RNA, 1170 nt
Organism: Paramecium sonneborni
Lineage: Eukaryota; Ciliophora; Oligohymenophorea; Peniculida; Parameciidae
Source: the annotation of a GenBank genome assembly
AUGGAUAUCUUUAAGUGUCAAUACCUGACACAUGAAAACGAAGAAAUAAUUGGAUUCUGCUUGAAUCAGAACUGUUAAAAGGCAACACAAUAUUGUUAUGAAUGCUUAACUCAGCUUCAUUCAGAUCAUUUGAAUGAGUGUAUUCGAUUUGCUAAACUGAACUAAUUUAUAAAUGAAUUCAUAAAGGUUUAAAUUCAAUAGUGUAAAGAAUUCAAAGAAAUCUCAUCAAAAGUUUAGAAUUGUUUUGAAUAAAUUUAAAAGUUUAUGGAACAAGAUAUCGAAAAAUUAGAAUAGAUGACAAAACAACUUCAAAACAAAGAUUACUUGACUUUUAAGUCAUAAAUCAACAUAAUCAAAAAAUUUUAGUCAAAAGAAAAAGAAAAUUCAACAAGUAUCCAAUAAAUUAAUUAUAAUAGAAAAAACAAUAAUAUAAUUAAAAAAUUUAUUAGAUACUAUUAAGGAUAUUGUAGCAGAUGUAACUUUAACUGGGGAUUAAAUUAGUUAGGGAAAUUAAAAGGAUAUCAAAUUAUUAGAAAUAAAUAAAGAGAGUGAACAUAAGAAGGAAUAGAAUAUAGAAGAAUCUAACAGAUUAAAAAAAGAAGGUAUAAUGAAUUUUAUUGUAAUUAAGGAGUUGAAUUAUAUAAUUAGGGUAAAGUAAAAGAAGCAAUUGACUGCUUUGACAAAUCUUUAGCUAUAAAUCCUUAAGAUGAUAUAACAUGGAAUUGGAAGGGUAAUAAAUUGUUAAAUAUUAUUAUUAGGAUCUGCAUUAAAUAAUUUGAACAAGUACUAAGAAGCAAUUGAUUGUUAUGACAAAUCUAUAGCUAUUAAUCCUAAGAAUGAUAACGCAUGGAAUAAUAAUUUUAGAUUUCAAAAAAAUUUUUAUGUAAAUAUGUAACUUCUUAUAUUAUGAUAAGAAUUCUCAUACUCUUGCUUAUUAUUAUAAUUAUUAUCAAACAGCUCAUGUUAAUUUUAGGUAUUUUUUAAAAAGAGUAAAAUUAAUCUAAAGAGAGUGAAGUUCUAAUAUCAAUAAUUAAUUUAGAUUCUUAAUUUAAACAAGUGGAAGAAGACUAUUAAUAUAGUUUGUAUUAUGUUAGUUAGAUUUCGGUUUAAUUCUAUUUUUUUUUUGGGAGAAAAUAUCAAUAGUUAUAUUUUCAUUAUUAAUGGUUUUGA